Messenger RNA from Diaporthe amygdali, 1551 nucleotides. RefSeq names its product trfa protein. Gene Ontology annotation, biological process: CENP-A containing chromatin assembly; chromosome segregation. The coding region runs from base 1 to 1551 and encodes 516 amino acids. NCBI's taxonomy places the organism in Eukaryota, Fungi, Ascomycota, Sordariomycetes, Diaporthales, Diaporthaceae. The transcript has a single exon. The record is from RefSeq and is a predicted model, not a curated record.
AUGGCGCGUAUUUCUGUCCCCACCACUGCCCGCCUCCCUUCGACCCUGCGCAUCGACUCCUCCAGCUCUACUGUCCUCAAGCAUCUCAACCGUCUGACCCGCCCGUCCCUUCUUGCACUCGUGCUCGACUGGCUCGACGACAACAAUGCCUCCAUCUGUGCGCCCUAUCUCCGCGACCCCGAGGCCGACAAUGACGAUGAUGACCCUGCCGACCUCUAUCCGCCGCUGUCCACCGUCGAGGAGCUCCGCGAGCUUUACUCAGACAUGCAGGCCCGCAAAGGUUCUAAGCGCGAAGUCGUCGAUCGCAUAGUAGAAGGGGACUGGCGCCACGGCCUGACUCUCUAUCAAAUCUCAAUGGCGGACUUGCAACAUCUUUACCAAAAUCCAACCUCCCAGAAAUGGAGCGCAUACCACAUCAUGCCCCUCAAGAUACCCACGCCGCAACAGGCUGCAGAGGACGACGAGCCCCUCAAGAUCGACUCCUCGUCCUUGGAAGUACCGCGCUUCCACCCUUCUACGUUCCUGCAGAACCUCCAGGCCCAGGUUCUACCCGACGUAAAGGCGCAUUACAGUUUUGACCGCCCUAAGGACAUGGCCUUGCUGCUGUUGCGCAUUCUCAUCCUCGACUCCCCAUACAACACCAAGCUCGCAACAUCAGCAGCCGAUGGUGACGCCAGCCGCACUAUCUACGUGGCCUUCCCCGACGGGAGCCCAUACGUUUACAUCAGCAAACCACAGACUAUCGGUCCGGCUGCUAGUGGUGAUACAAAGAGUCUAUACGCCCUCGUCAUCGAGGGCGUACCCAAGGCCUUGUCACGACCAAGGCAGAGAUAUACACUGAAGCCCACUGCAUUGAACACGAGACACAUCCAAGAGCUGUUGCACAGACGGGGAGCAGGCAGGACGAACUCAACUGGUGGUGGUUGGAGUAUCUAUGCGGAUGAAAAGAAGAAAGAGUCGCCCUUGGGAACAGUGCUCCCCUCGCCACCGCUCAGUGAGGCGGACGACAGUCGCUCCACGAAUAACUCUGGCCAGGAGAAACCGUCCAGAAAACGAGCGGUCUCGCCCGAUACGGCACGGGAUGAGCGCAGGUUGAAACGCGCGAGGCUGGUUGCUCAAGCCAGGUUUGGUGAUUCGGCAAGAAUCGACGACGGCAAAGGCGUAGAAAGGGUCGACAUUGUGAUCGACGAUCCGUUCCAUACGAGAAUGGACCCUAUGCACGAUGAUGGGGAGGCCCCUGAAAGAGCGCCGGAUUCUCCACAAAACCGGCCUGUCCGCAGGAGUAUCAUGGACACGGCGUUUGAUCGGGCUCGUGAGCCGGACGAUGAAGGCGGAGGCGGAGGCGACCAUGUAGAUGAUGACGAAGCGUGGCGUCCAAGUGUCAAGCUGACUUUUCACGGACCACACGUGUUCGCUGGUAUACGACAGCUGGUCGAGGCUGGCAUCAUCGACGGGGAAAGGAUGCCGGGCUGGCUGACGGGAGAAGAGGGCGUGACCAUUGGUGCCGUACGGCAUGGCAGGAUCAGAGGCUACAAAGGCUCUGGGAUUUGA